This is a messenger RNA of Nestor notabilis (Kea), 711 nucleotides long. Its product is annotated as opsin-5-like. The record is from RefSeq and is a predicted model, not a curated record. Gene Ontology annotation, cellular component: membrane. Gene Ontology annotation, biological process: G protein-coupled receptor signaling pathway. NCBI's taxonomy places the organism in Eukaryota, Metazoa, Chordata, Aves, Psittaciformes, Psittacidae. Gene Ontology annotation, molecular function: G protein-coupled receptor activity.
AUGGGCCCAUCUUUUGGUAACUCAACAUUACAGUCCAAAAUAACAGAGACAGAUGAUAUUUUUGUUGGAGUAUGUUAUAUGGUAUUUGGAAUAUGCUCCGUGUGCGGGAACAGUAUUCUCCUGUGUUCCUACAAGAAGAAAAAUUUAUUGAAACCAGCAGAAUACUUAAUUACUAAUCUUGCCAUCAGCGACCUUGGUAUGACUCUGACAUUGUACCCUCUAGCUGUAACCUCCAGCCUUUCACACAGGUGCCUGUAUGGGAAACACAUUUGUUUGUUCUAUCCAUUUUGUGGGGUGUUGUUUGGGAUCUGCAUUCUCUCUACACUGACAUUACUGAGCACUGUUUGCUGCCUCAAAAUUUGUUAUCCAGCUUAUGGGAACAGGUUCAAGAGAGAACAUGGACAAAUCUUGAUAGCCUGUGCUUGGACGUACUCAGCAGUUUUUGCCUGUUCUCCCUUAGCUCACUGGGGAGAAUACUGAGCAGAGCCAUAUGGCACAGCCUGCUGCAUUGACUGGCAUUCCACCAAUGUAAAUGCCAUGGCCAUGUCUUACACAUUAGUCCUCUUUGUUUUCUGUUUUAUUUUCCCUUGCAGUGUAAUUGUGACUUCCUACUCUUUUAUUCUGGUAACUGUGAAAGAAUCCAGGAGAGCAGUGGAACGGCACGUCUCCGGCCCCACCAGGAUGAGCAAUGUGCAAACCACUACUGUCAAG